ACACUGCAGUCUGCAUUGAGGCCACUUCAAAAGGGGUCCUUGAAUUCAGAUGAGCUCGCUAUCACAAAAGGAGCAUGUUGUUUAAAGCGAGUGCAGAUGUGUGCUACACACACACACACACACACAUACACACACACAUACACGUACACACAAACACACAAUUCCCAAUUAAAAACGUGUGUGAGCCGAGUGCCCUGUGAUCCUUUUAGCGGAUCCAUUUGCAGACCCUUUCAUGCGACGCUCCCUCCAGCAUUGGGCUCCUCCAUGUCCUCUCCAGUGUGCUGUGGUCCUCGCAACACCAGCGCCCAUCGCUGACCCACCGUCGGAGAGCUGUUGGACGUCUAGUCGUCGAUCCACGAGGGACACGUGGCGUUAACAGGUUUCCCUGAUGGGUGAAUGAAACUGAGAUUAGAUGAGCUGAACUAAACGGGUUGGGUUGAGGUGAACUGGAACAGUGAUCAGUAUGCAUGGUCAGGUGGUGGCUUCACAGCGGCUCUCUGUGAAGACCUGGACGGAUGAGGAGAGCGACCGAGCAGACAGCCUUCAGAGCAGGGGCCAGUCGAUGUGUGACGACACCUGCUCAGAGCUCCAGAGGAUGGCAGCCAAUGACAGAAGAGAUCAUAACUCCCCGAGCUCCUUCCACGGCCAGGGGGCGCUCUCCAGGAUCGUGAACAUGGUGAUGACGCUACGAGAGUGGGCCCACAAGAGUCUGGUGGAGGAGGUGGAGCGACCUGACUCCUUCCUGGAGCGCUUCAGGGGCCCCGCCCCCAACGACAUACAGGCCCCGCCCAGCAGGUUUAGCCACACCCACGCAGACUCGGACGCCGACGCCGAGGGCCGUCGUAUGAGACGCAUGAAGAGGAGGUGCAAAGUCUUUGUGUUGUCGCCCUCUGAUGACGCGUACUACCACUGGCUGAUUGUGAUUGGUGCUGCUGUUCUUUACAACUGGAGCCUUCUGGUCGCCAGAGCUUGUUUUAACGAGCUUCAGACCAACAACGUGCUGGUGUGGCCGGUCCUGGACUAUCUGUGUGACAGCCUCUACAUCCUGGACACGGUUGUCCGGCUCCGCACAGGCUUCCUGGACCAGGGCCUGAUGGUGAAGGACGUGCGGCGCCUGCGGGAGAGCUACGUCAGCACGGUGCAGUUCAAGCUGGACGUGUGCUCCGUGCUGCCCACCGACCUGCUGUACCUGGCCGCCGGGCCCUCCUACACCCCCCUGCUGCGCUUCAACCGCCUGCUGCGCCUGCCGCGCCUCUUCGAGCUGUUUGAGCGCACGGAGACGCGCACGGGCUGCCCCAACGCCUUCCGCAUCUGGAAGCUGGUGCUCUACAUCCUGGUCAUCAUCCACUGGAACGCCUGCGUCUACUACAGCUUCUCCAAGCUGCUGGGCCUGGGCUCCGACUCCUGGGUGUACCCCAACGCCUCCGACCCCGAGUUCGGCUCGCUGACGAGGAGCUACAUCUACUGCCUGUACUGGUCCACGCUGACGCUGACCACCAUCGGGGAGACGCCGCCCCCCGUCCGCGACGAGGAGUACCUCUUCUUGGUGUUUGACUUCCUGGUUGGUGUGCUCAUCUUUGCGUCCAUUGUGGGCAACGUGGGAGCGAUGAUCUCCAACAUGAACGCAACAAGAGCCACCUUCCAGAGCCGCGUGGACGCACUCAAACACUACAUGCACUUCAGACACGUCAGCAAAGACUUGGAGCAGCGGGUCAUUCGCUGGUUUGACUACCUAUGGACCAAUCAGAAGACAGUAGACGAACAGGAAGUGCUGAAGAGCCUGCCCAAUAAGCUGAGAGCGGAGAUUGCCAUCAACGUUCACCUCGAGACGCUGAAGAAGGUACGCAUAUUCCAGGACUGCGAGGCUGGCCUUCUUGUGGAGCUGGUGUUAAAGCUUCGACCGCAAGUCUUUAGCCCUGGAGACUACAUCUGUAGGAAGGGCGACGUGGGUAAGGAGAUGUACAUCAUCAAAGACGGGCACCUGGCGGUGGUGGGGGAGGACGGGGGCACCCAGCUCGCCGUCCUCACCGCCGGGAGCUGCUUCGGAGAGAUCAGCAUCCUGAACAUCAGCGGGAGCAAGAUGGGGAACCGGCGCACCGCGAACAUCCGCAGCCUGGGCUACUCGGACCUCUUCUGCCUCUCCAAGCAAGACCUGAUGGACGUGCUGCAGGAGUUCCCGCAUGCCAGAGCACAGCUGGAGCAAAGGGGGCGGGACAUCCUGCAGAAGGAGGGGCUUCUGGAGGAAGUGAACAUCUCGGCCGGGGAGGAGGUGGAGGAGAAGGUGGAGAGGCUGGAGUCCAGUCUGGACCGCUUGCAGACCUGUUUGGCCCGCCUCCAGAGUGAAUUCAACUCCUCCCAGCUACGACUCAAAAAGCGAAUCACGGUCCUUGAGCACAGCAUUGCCACGGCAACCACCGGCAGCGGCUUCCUCUCGGAGGCCGACGACAGCAUCCCCGGAGGCGACGAGAAUCGCAGUGAAAUCAACAUCCAGCUUUAGAAGACGGAUGGUUGCUGUGGAAACAACUCUGGUCUUGAUCAUCUUUUAUCUGACAUUUAGCUAAACUUUUUUGCAACUUUACUGCUUGCUAAAGUCCCCCAUGCCCCAUGUGUCAUCCCAUCUGGUCCUUUGUCCAUGCAACGUAAGGUUGGACUGCUGAGGAUGUGGGGGUGUUCACUGUCAUUUUCAGACCUCCGUUUAACUGCUAAAUGUUCCAUAUUCCAGGCGAGACUUUCCAGAUAGAAGAACAGAACUUCAAGUUAAAAGUCAAGUGUUCUUUUAGAGUAGAAGUAGGCCUAGGAGGCACUCUGUUACCACCAUUCAAGCUCAUUCAUUUGCAGUGAAGAUGUGGGAAUACUCAGCAGGAAACACCGGGCAGGCAGAUAGUAGGUUCAGAAAUAGGCAAGGCAAGGCAAGGCAACUUUAUUUAUAUAGCCCUUUUCAUACACAAGGCAGACUCAAAGUGCUUCACAUAUAAACAUUGUCAUACAAUAAAAUAAAAUAAUAGAUAAGUAAAAGAAACCAUAUGUUUAC
Gadus macrocephalus (Pacific cod) is the source of this 3031-nucleotide messenger RNA. RefSeq names its product cyclic nucleotide-gated cation channel-like. The coding region runs from base 464 to 2497 and encodes 677 amino acids. Gene Ontology annotation, biological process: monoatomic cation transmembrane transport. The transcript is spliced from 11 exons. Gene Ontology annotation, molecular function: intracellularly cAMP-activated cation channel activity; protein-containing complex binding; intracellularly cGMP-activated cation channel activity. Lineage: Eukaryota; Metazoa; Chordata; Actinopteri; Gadiformes; Gadidae. Gene Ontology annotation, cellular component: plasma membrane; intracellular cyclic nucleotide activated cation channel complex. The record is from RefSeq and is a predicted model, not a curated record.